GUCUUCCAAGAAGGUGAAUGUACAAGAUCGGCGUUUUUAGCCGUUUUCAGAAGAAACACUGGCAUGUCUGCCUUCCUUGGAACUACUCAUUUGGUAACUUUUAUACUUUUCGUAAAGUGUGUUCCAGGAAAUUUCACAAUACCAAGACCUGAGAAACCAGUGCUUUAUGCUUUUGGUUGGCCAAAUGCUACUUGUGUUACAGCUUCUGUAAAAACCAUAGACAUGGAUGAAAUAGUCAGCUUUGCAGAUUUGUUUCUUGGAGAAUGCUGUCCAGAUGAUUCAUUUAAUCCCAGUGGGAAAUGUUCUUCAAAUAUGACAGGUCUUAUUCAAGGUGGCAGAUGCCUUCAUAAUGAAGAUGAUUCACGUUCAUUGACUGACAAAGUUCUUAACUGCACUGUUUGUAACAACUCGCAAAUGUGUGAAUUUUUUAAGUGGUUUUCAAAAAAGAAAACGGUCUGUGUAUAUUUCAAGGUGACCACUCUAAAUGGCUCUGUUUGUCCUUCUUGUUUUUGCAGGAGCUAUCUUGAUAUUCUAGUUAUCCCUCCAGUUAGGAGUCUACAACUUCUUCCAGUCUCACGGAGGAAACUAACAGUUCUCUGGGAAAGGCCAGAAGGAAUACAUAGUGAAUCACUCACCUAUAACGUGAUUCUUCGUGACCACUUGGGGAAAUGCCAAGGGAAGGUGGAGGAAGUGAUGGACAAUGUUCAAGGCAAUAAGACAAAAAAUGCAUUUAGCUUUACUAAUCUAAUGCCAUGGUCCAGCUAUUCAGUCAUUGUAUGUCCUUCCAUGAAGACAAUAAAUGUAAACAAGACAACUUGCACCUGCGGUGAUUACCAGCAUCAACCUGAAGGGCCAGUCUUCAACCAAACAUUACCUGAAGAACCAACUGAACGUCCAGAUAUACGGCCUUGCGAGGCACAAUGCAGUGAGACAAACUUUACUGUCACUCUAAAAUGGAAGGCAAACAACUUGCUAAUAUGGAAUGGAAUCCCUAAGAAGUCUGUUAUCAGGAUAUACAGAAGGAAUUCUUCAUCCCAAAGCAUAGAACACAUGCACCAAACAAAGUCCCUUACUGGGAGUCCUAUAAUAACAGUCCAUUUUUCCCUUGAGCCUAAUUACAAUGGGUCAUUACUGAGAUAUUCUGUGGGUAAGCUGAACAGCAAAGUGAAAUACUCAUAUGAGGUGCAGUUUUGUUCAAAUGGGGGUUGUGGCCCAAGUGCAAUGGCAGCACUAAGCUGUGAUUCUUGUGAAUUGCUGGGACUUCCAUCAGGUAAUGGCAUAUUCAGUAUUAUAUAGUCAACCUGGAGUAUAUUUAAGAUACAUGUAAUCUCCUCCUGACAGCAUCUCCAUAGAUGAGUCACAAUUCUAUGAUUACUAUGUGAUUGUGAGGGGUAAAUGUCUUAUAAGUGCAAAAAAAAUGGUGUUGUGAGUCUUCUCACAUUUAUUUAGUAGCCCCUUGGUGGAGAAAAGAAUCAUUUUCAAUUUUUACAUUAAUUGAGUAGGGCUUUAUGAAUUUAUAGUGAACUUGUAGUGACAAUUAUAGUGUCAUCAAUUGAGAGACAUUAACUGGUAUUUUGAGGAACCAAGGAGUUUCUUUAAGAC
Molecule: messenger RNA, 1602 nt
Organism: Pocillopora damicornis (cauliflower coral)
Lineage: Eukaryota; Metazoa; Cnidaria; Anthozoa; Scleractinia; Pocilloporidae
Molecular function (GO): protein binding
Source: RefSeq, a predicted model, not a curated record